Oncorhynchus nerka (sockeye salmon) is the source of this 2269-nucleotide messenger RNA. RefSeq names its product nuclear body protein SP140-like protein. Gene Ontology annotation, molecular function: translation regulator activity; protein binding; DNA binding. The transcript is spliced from 15 exons. Gene Ontology annotation, cellular component: cytoplasm; nucleus. The record is from RefSeq and is a predicted model, not a curated record. Gene Ontology annotation, biological process: regulation of transcription by RNA polymerase II; humoral immune response. NCBI's taxonomy places the organism in Eukaryota, Metazoa, Chordata, Actinopteri, Salmoniformes, Salmonidae. The coding region runs from base 1 to 1878 and encodes 625 amino acids.
AUGGAGACGUUGGCUUUUCUGACAGAUAAGCAGUUACUGCAGUUUUUACGCUGUAGUAGGACAGAGAUGUCGUGCAUGGUGCAACCACACACCUUUCUUAACCAGCUCCGUGACCACCACCUCAUUCCGGAGAACAUGUACAAGAAGCUGAUUUUGAUUAGGAGUAAGGAGCUGAGGGAGAAGGGUGUGUACCGGGUGUUGGACUGGGUGGAGGCAGAGAGGCCCGACAGCAUCAAGGUGUUCUGGAACUGUGUGUUCAGGGAUCACCUCCUACAGCAGUAUCCCACGUUACGCCUGCUACGAAACCGCCUGCUGGACGGGUCGUUCACAUUCUAUGAGAAACUGCCAGAGAAGGAAGAGGAGGAGGAUAAGAAGAAGAAGGCUUCAGCAGAAGGAGGAGAGGAGGAGGAGGAGAAGACAGGAAGGAAAAAGAGGAAACAGAAAAAGAGAAGUGCGAGUGCGGAGGAGGAGCAGCCCAGCACAUCCACCCAGUCCACCCCCAGUCAGAAGAGGAAAGUCCAGAGGCUCAAAUACUGCUCUCCUUUCAGGAAGGGGGAGAAAGCUGACAUCUGGACCUGGCCAAUCUACAAGAGCCAGCUCCCAGUCACCUGUGGGGACAAAGAAGGCAUGCUCAACAGGGACAAGCUGGCCAAAGGGGAGAAGUGCAUUGUGGUCCAGGGUCGCUGGUUCACCCCAAGUGGCUUUGAGGAGUUUGGGGGGAAGAAGAGCCGUAAGAACUGGAAGUACAGUAUCCGCUGUAGAGACACCACUCUGGAAAAACUGAUCCAGGAAGGCCAUUUAUCUUCACCAGACUUUAAAAGAAGAAAGUGUGCACAGGCCAAGAGAGCACUGUUUUCCUCCAACCAAUCAGCGGGCUCAAUUACAGGAUCUGAGGAGGAUGAUGGUGAGGAGGAAGAGGAGGAAGAAGAAGCUGAGCAGGAAAGAGAGGAAGGAGAGAGAGGAGAGCAGGCAAAUACUGCUGGAGGAGAGAGCAGUGCAGGAGUCAGCCAUGGUGUUGUGAAAAAGUGUGUCUUCAAAGUCACCUGUGGAGCCAUCAAUGGAAUGCUACAUAAGGAUCGGUUUGCAUCAGGGUCGUGUGGAAAGAGCAUCCGUACGGAGCUGUGCUGGAUGACCCCGAUGAAGUUUGUGACGGAGGGGUCAGCUCUGGAAGAUCCCUCCUGGAAGAAAGACAUCCAGUGUGACGGGAAACCACUCAGCGUGCUCAUCGAGAGUAAGCUCUUGCACAUCCACUCUCUCCUGUGUAAGUGCAAGCUGUGCAGCUCCACGGUCAAAGACCAGCACGAUCAAGAUAACGAUGACGACUGCUUCAUCUGUAGAAGCCAGGGCAGCUUGAUAUGCUGUGAUAAGUGUCCUCGCUCCUUCCAUCAGAGAUGUCAUCUUCCUAAUGUGGAUGACGCUAUGCUGGGGGAUAAUCGUACGUGGAUGUGUACAUUCUGUGUUCUGGGGGCCAGUCAGUUGUGGCGCUACCCCAAACAAAUGACCUACCAGGAAGCCUUGACCUGCCGAAUCUCUGACCACCUACUGGAAUGCCAGUACCUCCUGCUGUGUCUGUACAAAGAGGACGAGGACAACAUCUUUGUGACAGAUCCUUGCAUCAAUGUGAGAAACUACACCAGUGUGAUAAAGACUCCGAUGUGGCUGGGCAGGGUUGUGGAGAAGCUGCAGCAGAAUCUCUACAAAACAGUGCAACACUUUGUGUCUGACGUGAUGUUUAUCUUCACCAACUGUGCCACAUUUAACAGGGAUAAUGCAGAGUUCCGUGAAAUGGGCGAAAGAUUGAAGGAUCUAUUUGAGAGAGAGUUCAAGAGUACAUUCAGCAUUCAACUUCAGCAUCCAGCUGCAUCCAACAGCCAGUAGAGCCUUCGUCAAGUCUGUACUGUUAUCUCUCUAUGAGACAACAGGGAAUAUUCACCAUGCCCUGGUCCUUCUAUACAGCCUUUAUACAGACUUGUACACCAAGUUGUACAGAUCUUAUUUUCCAUGCAUGUACAUUAUUUUCCAUCUAGUCCUUUAAUGAAUUUAUUUCAUUCAUUCUACCAGUCAAAAAUGGGUGUGAUAAUAAUUUAAAUAGAAUGAUGGUGAUAACAUUACAUUUCAUACAGUAAAUGUUGCUUUGCUAACUUUUCAUGCAAAACCUUAGACUUCCUUACCUUCCAGGUUUCAUACUUCUGGUUAAGCCAUACUAGAUUUAUGUCCAGGGAUUCUGUCAAAAAUAAACUAAUGAAUUUAUAAAACAUUGUACAACGUA